Messenger RNA from Pochonia chlamydosporia 170, 2457 nucleotides. RefSeq names its product GARP complex subunit Vps53. Gene Ontology annotation, biological process: retrograde transport, endosome to Golgi. Gene Ontology annotation, cellular component: GARP complex. The transcript is spliced from 3 exons. NCBI's taxonomy places the organism in Eukaryota, Fungi, Ascomycota, Sordariomycetes, Hypocreales, Clavicipitaceae. The record is from RefSeq and is a predicted model, not a curated record. Bases 1 to 2457 code for a protein of 818 amino acids.
AUGUCUGGGUCUUCCGCUCUGGACGAGGUCGACUACGACCCAAUGGAGCAUUUGAAUAUGCUGUUCUCCCAUCCGUCGACGGUAUCAUCGAUAAGUCAAGUCUCACAAAGCCUAAAAGCACAUCAAAAUGUGCUAUCGAGCGAAAUCAAUAGCCUCGAACUCGAGCAAGCCUACAAGCCAGACUCUAGCCUGGAGAGGAUGCAAUCCGCACAGACAGAGCUGGCGCAGCUCUUUCGAAAAAUCGAGACUGUACGAUCGCGGGCGAUUGAGACGGAACAAAACAUUACGUCAAUGACGGCGGAAAUCAAGCGGCUGGAUGGCACGAAGCGCAACCUGACGCUUAGCAUGACGGCUCUGAAGCGUUUGCAGAUGCUCACGACUGCGUACGAACAAUUGCGGGGUCUGGCCAAGACACGGCAGUAUCGAGAGUGCGCGGGCCUUUUGCAGGCUGUGAUUCAGCUGAUGAAGCACUUCAACAGUUACAGAAGCAUAGAGCAAAUCGCGACGCUGAGUAGGGAAGUCUCGGAGCUUCAGAGGGAGCUACUCGAGCAGGUUUGUGAAGACUUUGAGAUGGCUUUUGCCAAGGGAGAGGUGACGACGAAACGAAACAUGCUUGUUGAAGCAUGUUUGGUCAUGGAUGCGUUGGGAGACUCAGCCAAGUCGAGAAUCAUUACUUGGUAUGUCAACACGGAGCUGAGGGAGUAUCGACAAGUAUUCCGGGGCAAUGACGAGGCUGGGAGCUUGGAUAACAUUGGACGGAGAUACGCGUGGUUCAAGCGUAUGAUGAAGUCGCACGACGAUGAGCGCUCUACCAUCUUCCCGUCCCAUUGGCAUGUGGGUGAGUUGCUAGCCACGGCAUAUUGUGACGGCACGCGAGAUGACUUCAAGGGGAUUCUGGAGAGGAGCAUGCGCCGUGGAGAUGGAAACAAACUUGAUGUCAAUUUGCUGUUGAGCUGUUUGCAAGAGACGCUGGACUUUGAGCAGAGUCUUGAGAAGAGGUUCUCAGACGCACCGAGGGCUAGUAUUGACACCCUGAGUUCGGCAGAGGAGAAGACGCACACAUUUAAUGGGCUCAUCUCGGUUGCUUUUGAGCCGUACCUGAGUUUAUGGGUUGACUCGCAGGACAGGCAGCUGUCCUCCAUGAUACCAAAGUAUCGCAGUCAGCCACUUAUCCCUCAGGACGAGGAGUUCUCACCGCAAGCCGUAAUGCGGUCCGCUAUUGAGCUCUUCCACUUUUACAAGCUCACAUUAUCUCAAUGUGCAAAGCUAUCUACCAGUGACAGACUAUUAGAUCUGUCCAAGGUCUUUUCCAAGUAUCUCGACGAGUACGCACAGCAAGUUCUUUUGCAUAUUCUUCAAGCUGGGGGACCUCAAGGUCCAUCAGUACAGGACGUCAUCUUGGUGCUCAACACGGCGGACUUUUGGCACAUUAAUACGAACCAACUGGAAGAAAGUAUCAAGAAGCGCAUUGACAACGAGCUCGUUUCAAAGGUGGACCUCUCGUCUCAGUCGGACGCCUUCUUGGGUGUAGCAAGUGCUGCCGUACUGGCGCUGGUACAUCUCGUCGAGUUGGAAUGUGAGAGUAUCUGGCGCGAGAUGAAGAACACAAACUGGAGUACCAUGGACAGUGCCGGUGACCAGAGCACAUAUGUCGGCGAGUUGGUGAAGCAUGUCAACUCCAAGACAGAGGAAGUGCUGGGCAUAGUGGGCAAGCAACAAUAUGCAAGGGCGUUUUGUGACAACUUAGUUGAGCACUUGGCCACCUCCUAUGUCAACAACAUUGUCCAAUGCCGGCCAAUUUCAGAGGUUGGCGCACAACAGAUGCUCGUGGACAAAUACGCUCUUACCAAAUCUUUCGGCAACCUGCUCUCCUACCACAAUCCUUCUUCAUCAGCCAACCAGGCACCUCCUUCUAGCUUCGUCCGUCGCGUAGAACAUUCCAUGAACCGCAUGGACCCUCUUCUGAAAACGCUCCAAGUCCGCUCUUCACCACCCGAGGGCCUCGUUCAAGCUUACCUCAUUCACAUUGGCGACCGCUCCGACACCAACUUCAAAAAGAUUCUCGAACUAAAGGGCAUUCGCAAACUAGACCAGUCUCAUCUCAUUGAACUAUUUGGCAUCCACCGCGAUGGCAGCUCCAAUGAGAAACUUGUUCAAAACUCGCCAUUACUUACUCCCCUCAUGACAAGUGCAAGCGCAAGCGCAAGCGCAAGCAGCGGUAUAAGUGGUAUGAAUCCCAGUGCGGCAUUGACGGCCGCUUCUGGUGCGAGGUUUGAUGCCGGGUUUUUGGGAGAGAAGCUGCUUAGUGCGGCGAGGGAUAUCGGCAACACGACGCAGGGUGCGGAGAAGGCUACUAUUAAUGAGAACUUGAGGAAUUUUGGAAAGUUCUUCAAGAGGGAUAUUGGGGGGUUGGGUGUGAGGUUUGGGAAGGGAAGUGCUGAGGAUGGGGGGAGGUAG